This is a messenger RNA of Cornus florida, 2698 nucleotides long. Its product is annotated as ascorbate transporter, chloroplastic. Gene Ontology annotation, biological process: transmembrane transport. The record is from RefSeq and is a predicted model, not a curated record. Gene Ontology annotation, molecular function: transmembrane transporter activity. The transcript is spliced from 11 exons. Bases 176 to 2014 code for a protein of 612 amino acids. NCBI's taxonomy places the organism in Eukaryota, Viridiplantae, Streptophyta, Magnoliopsida, Cornales, Cornaceae.
UUUUCCCGCUAUUGAAACCAGAUAGAAAAAUCGCUAUACGAAGAACAGUUCCUGUUAUCCUCUCAGAGAGAGGGGAACUAGAGAGAGAAACCGCUGAUAGAGAGAGACAGAAAUGGUCUAAUCACUUCUACCUUCGGUUCUUUGAGCUGACUUUUGCUAGCAAUCAUCGGCGACAAUGGCGAUCGGUGCCGUCGUUUCAAACCGGAAUUUCGGCUCGUUUAUCGGUUCAGGAAAAGUAUAUCAAAUAGAACAAGCUACAACAUAUCAUCGAGGAGAACGUCUCGGCUUUGCUACUGCACAGUAUGUCCAUAAAAACAAGUUCUGCAAAAAUUUAUGUAUUGUAAGGAACAGCUGUUCUUUAUCUAGAUACUCGUAUUGUUCGUCUCUUCAUGUUAUUGGUCUUCCAAAUGGAAAAACUCCGAGAAUGAAUACUCUCCAUGAUGGAGGGGAGCAUCCUCUGUCCAAACAACUUAUUGCAAAGUUUCAGGGGAUCAAUACUAGGCAAGGAAUCAGAAAAAUAUGUCAAUGCUAUCUUUCUUCAAUUUCCUCUGACAACAGUUGGGUUCAACCAAGAAAGCUGGAUAACCAUAAAAUAAAUGACAGGCAAUGGCAGCUAUCAAAGCAUGUUAAGGUAAAUAGGACCCGCGCUGACUACAAAUCUGAGGAGUUUGACAUAACGGGAGCAGCAGUGGACCCAUUUGUGUUGUCAGAGGGGCCAAGUGAAGUUUUGGCGGAAGGGGUGCCGCAAAUAAAACCUUGGUGGGAGCAGCUCCCAAAACGCUGGAUGAUAGUCCUGCUUUGUUUUACUGCAUUUCUAUUAUGUAACAUGGAUCGAGUGAAUAUGAGCAUUGCAAUACUUCCAAUGUCACGGGAGUUUAACUGGGAUAGUGCGACUGUUGGUCUAAUUCAGUCUUCUUUUUUCUGGGGCUAUCUGCUCACUCAGAUUGUUGGAGGAAUCUGGGCAGAUAAAAUUGGUGGGAAACUAGUCUUGGGUUUUGGAGUGGUUUGGUGGUCGAUUGCAACAAUUUUGACACCUAUAGCUGCGAAAAUCGGGCUUCCUUUCUUACUUGUCAUGCGUGCCUUUAUGGGGAUUGGUGAGGGUGUCGCUAUGCCUGCUAUGAAUAAUAUACUUUCUAAGUGGAUUCCUGUCUCAGAGAGAAGCAGAUCGCUUGCACUAGUAUACAGCGGCAUGUAUCUUGGUUCUGUUACUGGAUUGGCUUUUUCUCCUAUUUUAAUCCAAAAAUUUGGGUGGCCAUCUGUUUUCUACUCAUUUGGUUCCCUUGGGACUAUCUGGUUUGCACUAUGGCUGAGUAAAGCACAUAGCUCACCUAAGGAAGAUCCGGAGCUUAGUGCGGAGGAAAAAAAGCUUAUCUUGGGGGGCAGCGUCUCAAAGGAACCUGUAUCUGUCAUUCCUUGGAAGCUAAUUUUAUCAAAGGGACCUGUUUGGGCUCUCAUUAUCUCCCACUUCUGCCAUAAUUGGGGAACUUUUAUUCUUUUGACAUGGAUGCCUACCUACUAUAAUCAGGUGUUGAAGUUCAACCUCACCGAAUCUGGACUUUUUUGUGUAUUGCCAUGGUUGACCAUGGCUGUGUUUGCAAAUAUAGGAGGCUGGAUUGCAGACACACUUGUGAGCAAAGGCCUCUCCAUUACAGCAGUUCGUAAGAUAAUGCAAUCAAUUGGGUUUUUGGGCCCUGCCUUCUUCCUUACACAGCUGAGCCAUAUCAAGACACCUGCUUUAGCAGUGCUAUGCAUGGCAUGCAGUCAGGGUUCGGAUGCAUUCUCACAGUCUGGGCUCUAUUCCAAUCACCAAGACAUUGGGCCCCGUUAUGCUGGAGUCUUGUUGGGACUAUCUAACACAGCGGGAGUGCUUGCUGGUGUCUUUGGUACAGCUGCAACUGGAUAUAUACUCCAAAAAGGUUCUUGGGAUGAUGUGUUUAAGGUGGCUGUUGCAUUGUACAUCAUUGGCACAGUAGUCUGGAACCUUUUUUCGACCGGAGAGAGAAUUCUGGACUAGUUAAAUGCAAGAAGAGGAGGGAUUCAGUCAACAUAGCUAUAGAGAUCAAACGAUGAAGGGAUAUAUGGAAGGAAUAUUAGGAACCAAACUGCACAUGGUUGGGUAAAACUCUCAGUUGAGCAAAAACAUUUCUAAGAUGCCACCACUUUAAUAGUUCUCUUACUAAAUUGUGAGGCCCUUGGACCGCCGCUCCUGAAUUUUGUGAGUUGGCCCGGCCAGAGAGAACUUUUUACAGGUUGUUGUUUUCUGUUUUCAUUUUGUUUAGCCGUGCUUACUUUACAUUGCUUCUGGAUAAUUUGUAUUCCUGAACUUUUUUCCUUGGCCGUUACAGAGCAAUAAAAGAGCAUGCAAUCUGUAAGCCUCAUCAUGUUCACCUGAAAAUCUCGACAGCAGAUCUUAUAUUGCUCCUGUUUCUUAUUCUUUUACAAUCAUAUUGCGUUUCGAUUGUUGCUUGUUUUGUCUCAUGAAUCAACAAUGGUACUGGUUGUGGGAGGCUUUUGUUAGGGUUUGUUAGACCAUAUUGUUUGGUUGGGUGCAUACUGCAUAAGCAGGUUUGAUGAGAGAGGACUUGUAACUCAACUUAUAUGAAUUUCAGACUGCUCGAUCGCGGGCGUUGUUGGUGUGUCUGUUUCUAGAGCAUCAUGAAGGAAGAAUGACCGCUCAUGGUGUAGAUCAUCACAUUAC